ACACCCAAUAAAAUCGGAAAACAAAAUCUCCCGGAGCUCCCGAGGCAGCUCCGCCGGCGUUGUGGUUCGCCCACCGGUGGCGGAAUCUGAACUCAAGAGUCCGGAGUCCAGUCUUCCCAAGAUCUCGGUCGUUUCACGGAAGCCUCCAGAAACUAGAAGUCCUUCUCCUCGUCUCUUUCGCUCUCGCUCGCAGUUCCCGUCUCCCAUGGCAUCAGAUCUUGAGAAGAGGGCGAAGGAAGCCUUCUUCGAAGACGAGUUCGAGGUCGCCCUUGAUCUCUACUCGCGGGCUCUGGAGUUGGAUCCCAAGAACGCCGAUCUCUACGCCGACCGUGCUCAGGCCAACAUCAAGCUCAAGAACUUCGCCGAGGCUGUUGCUGAUGCAAACAGAGCAAUUGAGUUGGAUCCUUCGCUGUCUAAAGCUUACUUGCGGAAGGGGUUAGUAAAGUUCUCUCGGAGUAUGCUCAUCACUUGUUGUCAACUUUGCUGUGUAUCUUGUUCCUUCAGAACUGCUUGUAUUAAACUCGAAGAGCAUCAGACUGCAAAGGCAGCUCUUGAAGCAGGCUCCUCUUUAGCACCUGGGGAUUCAAGAUUCGUACAACUUAUUAAGGAAUGCAAUGAGCUAAUGGCAGAGGAGACUCACAACCUGCCUGAAAAAGCGAUACAUGAGACUCCACCUAGUGCAGUUACUCCUUCAGAGGAUGUUGGGCCCAAUCAUGAUACAUCCUAUCAGUCCACUGUAGUUGAGCCGAGCAAACCAAAAUAUAGACAUGACUUCUACAAUACUUCUACAGAAUUGGUUCUGACCAUUUUCGCGAAGGGCAUCCUAGCUAAAUGCGUGACUGUUGACUUUGGUGAACAAAUAUUGAGUGUCUCCAUCGAUAUCCCUGGUGAAGAAGCCUACCAUUUUCAACCACGUCUAUUUGGAAAGGUGUUUGAUUCGGGUUGGCAUCGGCCCUCAAGAGAUGGGAUUAUACCUGAAAAAUGCAAAUAUCAAGUCUUGUCUUCAAAAAUUGAAAUCCGUCUUUUUAAAGCUGAAGCCAUCAUAUGGACAUCCUUGGAAUUUAGUAAAGUGAAAGCCCUUCCACAAAAGAUCAAUGCAUCUGCAGCUGUGAAGUCCCAGAGGCCCUCUUACCCCUCUUCAAAAUCCAACAAAGAUUGGGACAAGCUGGAAGCCCAAGUGAAAAAAGAGGAGAAAGAAGAGAAGCUAGAUGGUGACGCAGCGUUGAACAAAAUGUUCCAUGAUAUUUACCGAGAUGCAGAUGAAGACAUGAGACGAGCCAUGACUAAAUCUUUUGUGGAAUCAAAUGGAACGGUGUUGUCAACAAAUUGGAAAGAAGUGGGCUCAAAGAAGGUGGAGGGGAGCCCGCCUGAUGGUAUGGAACUGAAGAAAUGGGAGUACUGACAUCAUUUUCUAUUCCAAUGUUGUGGGCAGUUCAAUUUGUGCAAUCCAAUUUUCUAUUCGAGGACGGAAUGGUUUUUGUUUCUGCAGUUAUUUAUUGGACAUGCUGUAGUCUAUUGUAUCCUUGGGUUUUGUGGUGUAUUGUCUGUUCCUAAGUUGUGACGGUUUGUCUGGAAAGUGGUAAAAUUAUUACUCGUAGCUGGGAAUUUCAAGCCUUUUAGUCACUAAAAUAUUUUCAUCAUGAAGUGGAAUUUCUUUCAAUCUUCUGCAAGGUCUACUGCCAUAAAAGGAGGGCCUGAUGUUA
Messenger RNA from Phoenix dactylifera (date palm), 1703 nucleotides. NCBI's taxonomy places the organism in Eukaryota, Viridiplantae, Streptophyta, Magnoliopsida, Arecales, Arecaceae. The record is from RefSeq and is a predicted model, not a curated record.